This is a messenger RNA of Anopheles darlingi, 3212 nucleotides long. Its product is annotated as tyrosine kinase receptor Cad96Ca-like. The record is from RefSeq and is a predicted model, not a curated record. Lineage: Eukaryota; Metazoa; Arthropoda; Insecta; Diptera; Culicidae. Gene Ontology annotation, cellular component: membrane; signaling receptor complex. The transcript is spliced from 5 exons. Gene Ontology annotation, biological process: cell surface receptor protein tyrosine kinase signaling pathway; multicellular organism development; homophilic cell-cell adhesion. Bases 555 to 2837 code for a protein of 760 amino acids. Gene Ontology annotation, molecular function: ATP binding; calcium ion binding; transmembrane receptor protein tyrosine kinase activity.
AUCUCCGCGAGUUCGAUUGUGUUCGCGACGUUCGCCGUAGACCCGUUCCUGAUCCGAUACCGAGAUCACCGAAGCAACAGCAACUAAGGGCGAUAGUUUAAAUCCGGACCAGCGAUCCGUGAGUCACCGUGCCAAGUUUCAAAGGCAACCGAAGCCUAUGCCACCGUGGACGGAACACCCGAAUUCCGGAGUGCUACGAAAAUGAUUCUCUGGCCGAACUAUGUAACCGAAAGUGAAACCGAACGGCACCGUAGUAGCCCCAUCGUUGUGACAAGUUUUGCCAUUGUUACGUAAAAACCGGCGUCGAGUGUGUGUGUGUGUUGACCGAAGAACCGAAACGUUACGUUAAUAACCCUAUCGAAGGCGGUCGUCAAGGCGGAAGAAGUGUGAAGAUUAUUAUCAUACAAGCUAAGAAAGAGAAGAGGGGAGACGAGUGAACGAAAGAAAAGUGACAACCCACGAAAAGGAGCAGCAGGGAGGACAUUAAGGGUGGUGGCUCAAUGACUUUCUAGCCGAAGCUCGAUCAUCUCGAGGGACCGAGGGACGGGUCGAGCAUGGCUCUCGAUUGGAUGCGAAGUCGGAUUCGGAGAGGCUCCCCUGGCCCGGGAAUGAGGAGCCGCCGCAGUAAACCAGUGACGUCAGCGACGAUGCCGAUGAGCCACUGCUGCCUGACGGUGGGGUGGAUCGUGUGUACGAUCCUGCUCAUCAUUCUACAGCAUCAAGGCACAGACUCCCAGGAGCUGAAUACCCCACCGCUGAUCACAGUGGAUCGUCAUUGGCGGAUCAAGGAAAACACAACGCUCGGUACCGUCAUCGCGCGUGUCCACGCGAACGACAACGAGGACGAUACGCUGGAGUUUGGCAUGGAUGCGUUAGUCGCCGGUCAAGAUCAACCGUUCGCAAUCGAUCCACAUACCGGCAUCGUGACGCUAAACAAAAGUGUCGAAGGACGGGCGGGUCAGAACUUUUUCGUCUACGUCACCGUGACCGAUGGUAGCGUAACGUCGAAGAACGAGGUGUACGUUAACAUACUGGCCAGCAAUGCGACGGGACUGUACAAAUCGCGUCCACCCCAGUUUACGCCCAGUAUCGACAACAUCCGGCAGAUACUGCCACCCGGCUUUAACCUGCCCGGUAUGAGCUCACGGCCGCAGGUUCCACUGCCCCUGCUGCCACCGCAGUUUACCCGAAGUCCACCACCGAUCCAGCAGCAGGAGUUCGAUCUAACCGGUGACGGUUACGGUGUAACGCCACCAUCGACGAAACAAACCAAAACGUAUCCAGAUCGACCGAUCGGGACAGUGGCAGCGGUGGCACCGGAAGUCGAAAACCCACCGGACACUAACAGUGCCGUCGACAGUACGCUCGACGUUAAUGGAGCUCCAAGCAAUACAACCAAAUUGUCGAUACCUUCAAGACCUACCAUCAGCAGCAGCAGACACCCUCCAACGGUUGCCAGCCAUCCGACGGUGGGACCUCCCUUCACGACCACCGCUACUACGGUUCACGGUCCGGUGCGUGCCCACCCGGCCCACGGCGCCAGUGAGGAGGCGAGCACGAUCAAGAUCCUACUGCCCGUCAUCAUCUCGGUUACGAUCAUCUUCGUCAGUGCGGGCCUGAUCGCGAUCUGCAUCUUCCGGAAGUACCUGUGCGCCAUCAGCAAGACGCUGAAGAAGAAGAACAAAAUUGAUAAAGCCAAAAAGUCAAACCAAAGCAACGCCAGCAGCAACAUCACGUCGGGCACGGAGGACAGCCGGAAUUCGAUCGGGUUGAGCCACUGGAGCGGUCCGAUGGCGUUCAGCAACCGUUACACCUCACCGUGGGAGCGCGAUGCGAAUGGGCAUCUGCAGGCGACCUCGCAGCUGUCCGAAGAGUCGAACGCUUCGAUCACGAAGGAUCGCUGGGAGUUUCCGCGCCAUCGGUUGAAGGUGUUUAACAUACUCGGUGAGGGAGCGUUCGGGCAGGUUUGGCGCUGUGAAGCAACCGAUAUCGAUGGUCACGAGGGUGUCUCCAUUACGGCGGUGAAGACACUGAAGGAGAACGCGAGCGAGGCGGAGCGGAGUGACCUACUGUCGGAGCUGCAGGUCCUGAAGUCACUCGAACCGCACAUUAACGUCGUGCGGCUGCUCGGUUGCUGUACGGAGAAGGAUCCAAUCUUCGUUAUACUCGAGUACGUCAACAUGGGCAAGCUGCAGACCUUCCUGAGGAACUCACGGGUGGAGAAACACUAUGGCAAUACUCACGGCAAGUCUAAGAUACUCACCUCGGGUGAUCUCACCUCGUUCAUGUUCCAGGUGUCCCGUGGGAUGGAUUUCCUGACCUCGCGAGGAAUCAUUCAUCGCGAUCUAGCCGCUCGUAACAUUCUGAUCACCGAGGAUCACACCUGUAAGGUGGCCGAUUUUGGGUUCGCUCGGGAUAUCGUCACCUCGAAGGUGUACGAACGGAAGAGCGAGGGCCGUCUACCGAUCCGGUGGAUGGCGACGGAGUCACUGUACGAUAACAUCUUCACCGUCAAGUCCGACAUCUGGAGUUUCGGCAUUCUGAUGUGGGAAAUCGUGACGCUCGGUUCGACGCCCUACCCGGGCAUAGCGGCGGCCGACGUUAUGCGCAAGGUGCGCGAUGGUUACCGGUUGGAAAAACCGGAACACUGUCGGCGUGAGCUGUACAACAUUAUGUUCUACUGCUGGGCCAGCGAUCCCGAUGAGCGGCCCGGUUUCCCGGAGGUGGUAGAAAUGCUCGACCGACUGCUACAGACGGAGACGGAUUACAUCGAGCUGGAACGCUUCCCGGAUCACAACUACUACAACAUGCUAAACAUGAGCGGCGAGAAGCUGUAGCUGCCCGCGAUACUCAGUACCAAGCUUUUCACCUGUUUUUUGGGUUGUGAUAAGAUGACGGGCAAGCCCGUUACUGUUCCGCAUUCGUUUCCGAACUCUGCAGACACUAUUUAUAUCGGUGUGCUUUGACGAACGUUGGGCGGCGUUACGGAUGGUGGUUGAGACGAGUUUUAAAACAUUCGACAUUCUACUUGUAAAUAAGAGAGAACUGAUUUCGCCUUUCGUUCAUUGUACUAUUUCAUUGGGCUCUGCAUUGGGCCAGAGCGCGUGUUAAUUUAAGAAGGCAGCCAAUAAAACAUGAUCCUACAAUCAAUAAACAAAAAAAGAAAAACCCAACCGUUAAUUGGCUCAAAUGAAUUAACGAAGGCAUCGUUG